UUGGUCUAACUUAAGUGCGGUACCAAAGUAAAAUUUACUCAAUUUUCAAAGCCCUUUAAACAUAUUACAAAUAUUUUUAGUUAGAUAUUGAUCAGUUGAUGGUAUUGUGAAUUUAAACGAUUCAAUUCCAUUCAGAAUAGACCUUAAAUUUAGUGAAGUUUAUGGGAAAUAGUCUCCUACUAUUUACAUCGAAUUUUAAGUGAGGAAGAAGAAGAUUGGCAAGUGCCUGAAAUGGUCGGUUAUUACAGCGAACAAGCUUUACCAAUUUCGCCCGCACACCCGUCCACUGAAGAGGCCGUCUUAUUAGUGAAAAAAGUGGUUUGCAGUCCGGACCUCCCGGACUUUCCUGGCAAACAACAACCGCAACAGCAACAACAGCCGCAAGCGGUGCCGGAGCAGAGUAUCCAGUGCCCGAUCUGCCAGAAAAUGUACACGUCAAAGGCCGCGUACCAGUCGCACCAAAGGACCCACGCCAAGGAGGCAGAAGAUCCUUACAGGUGCAACAUUUGCUCGAAAACCUUUGCUGUGCCUGCUAGAUUAACCAGGCAUUAUAGAACACACACCGGAGAAAAACCAUUCAGAUGCGAAUUCUGUAACAAAAGCUUCAGUGUUAAGGAGAAUCUCAGCGUGCAUCGCCGAAUCCACACCAAAGAGAGACCUUAUAAAUGCGAUGUUUGUUCCCGUGCAUUCGAACACUCGGGAAAAUUGCACCGACACAUGCGUAUCCAUACUGGAGAGCGUCCCCACAAGUGUACAGUGUGUUCAAAAACCUUCAUCCAAUCGGGCCAGUUGGUUAUCCACAUGAGAACCCAUACAGGCGAGAAGCCGUACGUAUGCACUGUUUGCCAGAAGGGCUUCACCUGCAGUAAACAGCUCAAAGUGCACUCCAGAACCCAUACGGGUGAAAAACCAUAUUCCUGCGAAAUUUGUGGAAAAUCUUUUGGAUACAAUCACGUGUUAAAGCUUCACCAAGUGGCUCAUUAUGGCGAAAAAGUCUACAAAUGCACCAUUUGCAAUGAUACGUUUAAUUCGAAAAAGAGUAUGGAGGCUCAUAUUAAAUCUCAUUCCGAAAACGCUCCACCGCAAGCACCUACACCACCAUCGUCCACGCCCUCUAGCGAAUCUUCAUGUUCCAGUGCAAGCGAUAAAGAAAAUAGCCUGAAAGACUUGCCUAUGAUUCAGGAACCAACUCCAAUAAGCUACGAUUCCGACAUUUUGUACUAUCGUUACGUAAGAGACUCUCCGACUUAUACUCCUCAUAACUACUCUGCUGGCGUGGAGUUACUGGCGGCAGCUGCAACGGCCACGGAGAGAGCAGAUUUCAGAAACACCCCCGACGUGGUGUUCAAUCUCAUCAAAUCCCCCCAGGAAGUCGUGGCCGCCUAUUUCUCGAACAACACAGUGCAAUACAACACUCCGUUGAACGCUGGAGACGAUAUCAGAAGACGGGUGGAAGCCGCGCUGGCCGUAGAGGAAAACCACUCGGAGGAAGAUCACAUUAUGACUCCUCCUCACUCAAACCCCGUGUCUCCUGCGCCGUCAAUCUCGCCACCAGUGUCCCCCGAUCCGGAACUAAGUCUACCUCCCAGGAAACGCUCCAAGAUGAUCCUGAAGUCGAUGGAAGCGAGCAUAGAUUUGUCGCCGGUGCGAUACAAUUCUGUUAUACAUUACGCGCGCGCUUCUUAAUACUUUUUUAAGAACCAAAUUUAAACCGUACUAUUAGGCUUAUUGUAAUUUGUUGUUUUUUAUUUAUACACAUAGACAAGUUCUGUUGGUUUGCGAUCUAUCAACCCCACAGUAUGAUGGACGUUUUUUAUUUUUCUUUCUGUGAUAAGACUGUAUGAUUCAACGCAUUACCUCAGGCAGUGCCUAGGGCAUUGGCCCAAUGCAAUAUUAAGUCAACUGUUUACUUAUAGAAGACUUCUCAUUUUGUUAUUCAUAAUGUAUUUUAGUAUUUUCGUUUUAUUUUUCAGUGACAUUAGAGCACUAAAAAUUGAAAUGAAGUGUUGUAGGUCGUGAUUUAUUUAGUUUCUUUUUAAUUGUUAUAAUUUUUAUUUUGUAAAAGUGUACUGUAUUUCUAAGUCUGAACCAUUAGGCAAAAGUCGAUGGUAUUAAAUUAUUAUGUAUUCCUUAUUCAAUGUAGUGUGUGGAUAACUUAAAGUAAUGAAAUUUAAUUAAAUAU
Messenger RNA from Brassicogethes aeneus, 2182 nucleotides. Lineage: Eukaryota; Metazoa; Arthropoda; Insecta; Coleoptera; Nitidulidae. The record is from the annotation of a GenBank genome assembly.